UUUUAUCAUCUUAUCUUUAGAUCCCAGUUGCAGUGAAAUGUCUGAGCCCGGAGAAACUUAGUCUGGACAAAUGUCAACAAGACUUUCUGAAAGAAGCGGCCAUUAUGCAUUCACUCAACCAUGAGCAUCUUGUAAAGUUAUACGGAGUCGUUCUAGACGUCGAUAGUUCUCUUAUGUUGGUCACAGAAUUCGCCCCACUAAGGUCACUAGCAGAAAACAUCAAACAGGAAGCCCUGAAACCAGCAUUCCCCAUCACACUCCUCCUAGAUUUCUCAGUCCAGAUUGCCGAUGCCAUGAGAUAUCUUCACAUGUCAAACAUCAUCCACAGAGACCUGGCUGCCAGGAAUAUACUGCUUUUUGUCGAUGAUGAGGGUAACAAGAAGGCCAAGAUCAGUGACUUUGGUUUAUCAAGACGGUUAUUAUUAGGAGAGAAUUAUCGCAGUGAAAUGAGACCAAACCUCAAGCUACCUCUGGCAUGGAUGCCUGUCGAAUCAUUGACCAAACUCACCUUCACCAAGGCAAGUGACGUCUGGAGCUUUGGUGUGACUAUGUGGGAGAUGUUCUCGUACGGGAGGAAACCUUUUGCAACGUUAUCAGGCGAAGAGAUCUUGAAAACAAUAGACAAGCCAAAGUUGGAACGGUUAGAACGUCCCGAAGCCUGUCCUCAGAAGAUCUACGAGCUUAUGUUAAGGUGUUGGGCAGAUGAACCGGAACGCAGAAUGUCAUUUGCUGAACUUCAUGAAGAACUGCCAAAAGCACGACCAAUGCAGGUGAAAACCCUUGUCAACUAUGUAGCAUUACAUCCAGAAGAACUUACAUUCAGAGCAGAGGACAUACUCUCCGUCGUCGACAUCAAUGACGACACUGGAGUGUGGAAGGGCAUAAAUCCGAUGGGAAAGAUUGGAUACUUCCAGCGGGUGGAUACGGUUGCCCUCGGCAACAAUCAGACGGGGAAGCUCAAAAGAUGGAGGAGCGGAAGGUCUUCUAAAACAGAAAACAGACGAAGCAUAUUGUAUGCAUCGCAGAGACCUAAACGUCAGAGCUGGCAUGGUAAGCUGUCAUUAGACGAUAUCAGCAAACCCAAAGACUACAAGCACAUCUUCCAUGUAGGGGUCGACGGAAAGGUCGAAGGUGACCCAACGUUUGGGGGCGACUAUCGUAAUAUACCAAAGACAGAAGAGGAGGAGGGGUCCAGCCCGUCAAGGUCAUCAUCAACGUCAGGGAGAUCUGAUUCAAAAACCUCCACACCUUCAAAAUCACCAAACAAGUCAAAAAAGAACAACAAGAAGAACAUUUCCGGACCUGUUAUUGAACUCUCAAAAGACACUAUCCUACCACCACCAAACGGUUUUGAAUCCGGUUCAACGGUAAAUGUACCGGAUGUGGUACCCUCUGUAACACAACAGGUGUCAAGUGCGCCACCACCAAUUCCCGAGCAGCUACCGAAGAAGGCGCCGAUUGCAAGUGCGUCACCACCAAUCCCGGCGCAGCCACCACAGAAGGCCCCGAUAGCAGUGCUCGCGGAACCAGAGAUCACAUAUACCAACGGUACCGGUUCCAGAUCAAAUCACAGAGAAGACUCGUAUGGAGAUAAAAAAGAUGGCGAUUUGUCACUUACACCGUCAUUUGAGAUGGGAUCCCUCCUCGAUGAUAUGAUGUCUGUCUGGGACUCUGCUAAACUCAACCUUGGUUUCAGUGACGCCUUAGACCCCACCCCCGAGGAAUCAGAGGACAUCAUGGAGGAAGAGGACUCCCUUUUGGAAGGUGAGGAAAAUGCGCUUUGUAACGGCAAUACUAGUUUGUCACCUCCCACUCUCAGUGUAGGCACGGUGAACCCGGUGGCGGUGGAAGCGGUCGUGACCAACGGCAAUGGUAUGGCGGAAUCAGAGGAGAAGGAAGAGGGGAAGGCUGUGAGUGAAGAGCAGGAGGAAUCGGAGCUUGGUGCGGUAGGCGGGGCUAGUGCUGCUGGGGUUUCGGCGGGGGUGUUGACCACGGGUAAAAGUUCAGAGGGGAGUAUUCUAUCAGGGAAUAUCAUCAUCAAGGACAGUAUGACCAAACCAACAAAGACAUUCCGCAAGGUUCCGCGUCAGACACCUGAUGAAAAUGGGGAAGCAGAUGAUGGUGUAGCUAAACCGGAAAAUCGGCCGCAGGAACAAAGUCAGGCCCCAAGGAACAGACCGGGUAGGGAUAUGAAUCUUGCAAGGCAGAUGUCACGAGAAAAGCGCUGGGAUAACGAAUUUAAGCGAUUGUCAUCAUCCCCCAAAGACAAGUCUUCUGAUAAUGAAUACAUUGACACUGAAACAAUGAACAAAAAGGUUGAUAAAUCAAGUGAGGAGUAUGAAGAAUUGGCCUUGGCUUCUUCUCCACAGCCUUAUACUCUGAGGGACAGUGUACUAGACAGUGCUAACGUUAUGAGAGUGCCUCGUUAUGCUGAUGUCUCGCGAAGCGUCAGUCUGCGUACCACUAGGCCUGGAGCGGACAGUCCUGACUCGCGCGUUGAAGUUGAACUGAAUAGAAGUCAGAGCCUUCGGGAACCACCCAUAUCUCCAUUAGGUCAGCAAGCUUAUAACAGUCUCAUUGGUGGGGAUAUAUCAGGUAAUACGUGUAGAACGCGUCCUGAAGUACCGGAGAGGAAACCACCAGUGGUUCCUCCGAAACCAGCGCCCAAACCACCAAGCCGCGUUAAAGCCCCUGAUAGCUCGGGAGAGGGAAGGUUUCGCAAUGGGGAAGCUAGGCUCUCGGGGUCAAGCAGUCAUAGGAGUUACAGUGGAACUUCUAGCGAUGAUGGGAUGUUUGAAGAUACAAACAUUCAGGUCGCAUCGGGAGACAUCGCUGGGAAGAGUGGUGCAGUUGCGUCCCUGAGACAACGGUUUAACACCAACCAAACUGACGACAUUCCUCCCAGGCCACCUCCACGUGAACUAGCAGAAAACAAAGUAAGCUCGUUCUCAGGAGUCAGGCUCAGGAGACGUGAACAAACAAAUGGGAUGAAUGAAAACUUUUACGCCUCUGAACCGGACAACAAUAAUGCCUUCACCCCAAACCUGAAAUUCAGCUCUACUACCCUCCAAAACCUCGAGCAGCACAUGCCCCGCCGAGUGCGUCGCUCCGUCGGUGAGGACCGCAUUAAGAGAAGAAACUCCAGCGAUGCCAGCGACUCCGACACUGAUGUUGCCAAAACUCGCACCGAACGUGUCUGGAGCACAUCUAGCCGUGCCUCAGAGGGGGAUAGCUCUUCGGACGAGACUGUCGGCUCCAAUCGCCUGUCAACAUCUAGCACAGAGAGGAGCUCUUACUCAGAAACUCAGAGCAGUAGCGGUUACAAAUCUCCGCCACGAUCACUGUACGACCUACCUGAGGACCAGACUAACAGCACCAGUAGCCGACCAGCCCAACCACCAUCUUCAGAAGACCUUCACAGCAUGGAUCAUAGACCUCCCCCUUUGCCCCCUCGAGUCGCAGCAGACUCCACCACCUCCACCCACCGUAAGGCCCCCGAUAGACCCCCAUCUGGAGGCAGCGAUGCCCAUUGGACACGCCCACCUGAAGCCGCGGGGCACAAUGGCGAUAUCCCCCACAGUGCUGUCCCCCCGCCUCGCCCGCUACGGUACGACAUCUACGACCGGCUGCCGCGGAGCAGGACGGUCGAUAUGGGCGAGCAUGAACUUGACUGCCAGAAGCGAGCCAGUCAGUCGGACUAUGAUGUGUUGCCCGUACGGAGACCCGUUUGGAAUCAAAACAAGAGCUUUUCUGUGGAUGGAGCGGAUAUUGGUGAUGACUAUAUGUAUGGCUCAGCGGCCACCAUUAGACAAUUGCUGAGACAGAAUAAUGUAUCUAAUAAUGAAAAUGCGAAUAAUAAUCAUGAUGAGGUUGUCAGUGAUGCUGAUAACUUGGAAGAUAUGCCGGAAACGUCGCCCCCUCCUGUCCCCACUUCCCGUAAAUCAUUCCUUGAUAGCACAAAUGAUGAACACUCUUUAGUGCAACUCUCAGGAAAGUUGGACACUAGUGUAUCACAAGUGCAGAGAUAUUCAAUACGUGAACCUGAGUAUGUCAUGAUGAAACCACAAUCGGAUCAGGAUGUGAAACGUGAGUACACACAGCUUUCGUCAGCGAACCCUAGAAGUGACUAUGCUGUUCCGAUAAGUCACAAUUAUACUAGCCAGAGCAAUAGUGCCAGUCCCAUUCAAAACAAUUCUCCCAAGACCCAUAAGCUUUCAGACAAGGACAAAGCUUUUUAUUUGUUAAUGCAUCCUUCACGUUCAUCCAAACAAAGCAAAAACAACAGUUCUAGCCAAAAGUUCACCAGGACAAAGAGUGCCCAUCUGGUUAGGAGGCCUGCAUUCCUGAGAGCUCCAAGGACUCCAGAGCAGCGACGCGGCACAGUCUCUGCUUCGACCAGACGAAUGGAUGAGGAUGGAUCGUCCAGUCUGCCCAGGAGUGACCGGUCAGCUGGAGAUGGCCAUCGGAUGAGGCGUUCUAGGAGCUCUGAUGAUAUCCUAAAGGACGGUGACUGGACAAUGCCUCAAGAAGCAGAAAGUCUUCAAGACCUUCUAGCCAGGGCUUACAUCUCACCAAAAGACCAUUGCUCUACGGAAGACCCAAGGAGUGGAUAUCUCGUACCUCCAGCCGCCAGGCGCAAACUUCCAUCAUCAGAUGCACCCCAAGUUACCCCCAGUACCCCUCCCCCAUCAACUCACUCCAGCCAUCAGACUCCGCCCUCAUCUGGUUACCAUGGCGAGGCCGCGUAUCUCGACAUGUCACAGAACUCACUAGAGAGGAAAAAGAAAAAGGAACAGGAGAAAAGUUGUUUGAACCGGAUUGAUCCAGUUCAAGGUAGCUCCGAAUGGUCAUCCCCUUCCUCGUCCCCAUCAACAAAAGAUACCGCAAAGUCAGUCUCAUCCAGUGGGAACCGGUUUUCUCAUCCUCCAGCAUCCAGCUCUAACCAGACCAAAGCAGUUCCAGCCAGUGUGAACCGGUUAUCGCAUCCACCAGCAUCAAGUGCAAACCAGUCCAAAGCAGUUUCAUCCAGUGGGGACCAGUUUUCUCAUCCACCAGCAUCCAGCUUAAACCAGAUCAAAGCAGCUCCAUCCAACCAGGCCGUACCACAGAUAAUGUCCAGAUAUGUCUUUUAUGAUCCAAACGAUGAUGAGGUAGAUCUAUAAUACAGGGACGAUAUUUUUAAACGAACAUCUGCAUAAUCAUUCAAAAUGUUGGCAAAUUGGGAGCUAAAAUUCAUAUUGGACAAUUAUUUAUCCUUAUUACUUGAAUAAUGGGGGUUUGUGUUUCUUCUGUUCUUCUGAUAUACGAAUUUAUUUAUUUAGAUGCAUAUUUGGGUCAAAGAUAAUACCUACUGGUGUCUUAAUGUUUUGUAUUUUCAAUACCCCAUUUCCUGGUAUGUAGUUGAGGCUGAGAGUUCUGAGCCCCAAAGCCGCUGCUAAACUUUCGCUCGUAAUUUGGCCUCAAGACUGGCCUAUUGCCCAUGACCCCUUCCCUUGCAGUUUCAUUUGAGCCCUAAAUAUUAUUCUAAGAUAUUUCUUUCUUUUUUUAAUUGCUAGCAAAUGUUCUUAGAAUUAUAUUUUUAAUAACCCCACAUUAUUUGCACCUCUCUUAUGUUUGUCGGCGUGUGCACGCUCGCUGUGUACAAAGUCAGGGGGAAUGGAAAGAUAUCACCAGCGAUGACAGUAUAGACAAUGAAUGGACUGGUGACUGAUUUCAAGAUGCUGAAAGGACAAGAAAGAAAAGUCAAGCAAAUAUUAAAGAAGUGAAGAAACAUUCCUUUGGUAUAUUUCUCAAUGUUUCCAGAGUAGAUUGAACAACUCCAUAGUUUCACUGAAUGUGAAUUUGAGUCUCAUUUUUAUAUUGAUAAAAAGUAGUAACGAAAUCAGUGUGGAAUUGGAGCACGAUAUGGCUCAGUUUUUCCCCCUCUAUCAUGUAUUUCCUCUUUCUAGAGCCCUAUUUUGUUUCUUGUCGUGACAUUGCUUUUUACACUGAGAUUAUUCUUCUGAGGGUUACUUCUGCUCAAAUAAAAAAAAAAGGAAGUGAGAAGUUGUUCACUGUUCAGUCGAGGAGGUUUUUGCAACUAAAUUAUUGGAACAAUGUGUAUAGGUACUAAUAUUAGUACAGGUUUUUCAAGUGAGACAACAAGUUUUAUACAAUACUAAACAUCAAUGGGCUGGUAGAACCUUUUAGGCUUAUCAUAAAGGUUAGAAAACAAAAUUCAAGAAAGCGCAGAGCAGCAGAGCCAAAGUUGUACAACUUACUUUGCCUAAGUCGAAUUACACGGGACCAUAGAAGUUGACUGUAUUGAAGAAUUAUGGCAAUGACGGCAACUUCACGUUGUCUGAAAACAAUCGCCUAGUUCCUCUAGAGAUUGAGAGCUCUUUCUUAGCAAAAGAAUGUUACCACUCAGCCUUGACAAUAAAAUAAACAUUGUCUAGCUGUCUGCAGCAUUUUUAAGAUUUGAGAUUCACGGUUCAUACAGCCCGACAACAAUGUGUUUUGCACCACUAUUCAGACCAUUAUUAUUGCAUACAAACUGGGUUCCAAAAGAAACUUAUCAAACUUCACAAGCGCACUACACAAUUUCCACUUAAGUCCAAAUGAACAAAAUUUUGACACAGGCUACCUUCACUAAUCUUCACUAAGCACAUGUCAAUAAUUAAGAGAUUGGUUUAAGAAGCUGUAGCCACUCAAAUCAAUUCGUUCUGGAAUCCAAACUCACAAAAUGGCAAAAGAAAAACCAUUGAAAAUGAGAUGGAAUCAAACCAAAUGGUAAUUCUUUGCUUGGCUUCUAUUGAGUCUAAUUAACAUUUAAAAUUUUAAUUUCAACUUCCUGUAACUUUUUAGUAAUUGAGGCAUUCGAUUAAACAUGACAAUAAGUAUACUGUGAAUUUUCAUAAACUGGUAACUUUGUUUCAUUCGAUCCCACUUGAAGCCUGAGAUCAUCACACCAGCAACUUCUUAAGACUCCCAAGACACGUGUAGCAUAUGGUGAACAAGCUUUCUGUGCCUCGGCACCUUCUCUCUGGAAUAAUUUGCCAUUAAAUUUAAGAAUUAUACAAUCACUGGAGACCUUCAAAUCUAAACUGAAAUCUUAUCUUUUCUAAUAGUAUUAGUUAUUGGCACUUUGACACUCAGCCAAACUUUCUCAUUUUUUCUUUUCUUGUGCGCCUCGGAAUAGAAUAUUUCUAGAUAGAUGGCACUAUAUAAAUGCGUAUUAUUAUUGUUUCAUUCCAUCUUAUUUUCAUUGGCCAUUCUUUUUCCAUUUCGUGACUUUGGAUUCCGGAACCAAUUGAUAUGAGUGGCUACAGCUUCUUAGUGAUCAAACCAAUCUCUUAAUUAUUGACAUGUGCUUCGUAAAGAUUAUUGAAGCUAGCCUGUGUCAAAAUUUUGUUCAUUUUGAUUGGGUGGACUUUGUGUCUUGCACUUUUAAAGUUUGAUAAGUUUCUUUUGGAACCAAGUUAAGAUGUAAAGCAGUUUUUGUUUUCUAUUGUCAUACCUCAAAGAAACUUUGAAAUAGGAGAAAGAAAUUUCACUGCUUACUAGCCAUGCAUAUUUGAUUCUGAGAGAGCCUGCCAUAAAUCAAAGUUUAUUCUAAAGAUGGUAAUCUUAACCUUGGUAAUUAAAUUUUAUGUAAUAAUUAUUCAAUAUAUGAAAUCACAAAAUGAGGGUUUAUAUUUUAGAUUUGCUGCAUUGUUGCUAUGACGAGGGAAAAGACUGUUAAAUGUUUUAAUGUAGUAAUGUAUUUCAUUUUGAGCAAUUUGUGGUGACCACGGUUCAGUAGAAUCAGAAUAAUUCGAUCAAACUUUCCUUUUCCAGCAUUUCUGAGUCAUUAAUUAAACCCUCUAAAUGUUGAUUCUAAAAUGAAAAAAAAAUGGCUGCUCAAAUUCCUCCGUUGUUGGAAAAAUCUUUUCUUGAAUGCUGUUCUGCAUAUUAAAAACAUAUUUGUAUGGAUAGUUCUGGCUGUGCUGAACAAGUUGAACAAAUUCCUUUUUAAAGAAGUAUUCAAAAUAUUUUGCAUUUAUAUUCUAAAGAUCUCCAGGGUUUCCCAUACCGUCCUUUCACACUGUAAAAAUUUGUAAUUUGAAUGAUUCCAGUAAAAAAAUAAUGCUAAUGACAAAUUUUAGCACAUGUGAAACCAAACCUAAACACGAUUAUAAUCACAGUCGCAAAUUCAAAUCUACUCCAGAGGUGAAUUCCAGUUCCAUUCCAUUCAAAUCACAGUUUUCCUGUGAGUGUGAAAGGUCUGAUGAUUCUAAAGACGAUUUGCAAUCAUCAUUACAAUGAUGAUUCAAGAUUCACAUGUGAAAGGGCCCUUUGUCAGCCCGCUCUUACAAAGUAAACUAAACUACAUAUUUUACAUCACUCUUACUGUAGACCCUCUCUGUCCUUUAUUUUUCUUCAUAAAUUGAUUUUAAAAAUGGCUAACUUCAUUUGACGCUGUAUGAGAGAAUCAGUCAAUGAUAUCAAUCUUCAAGUUUGACAGGAGACAGUAAAAAUACUUGAUAACUUAACCAAAUGAAUAUGAUUGAAAGAAUAUUUGCAACCAAAAUGUUUUUUUUUGUGUCAUCCAAAAACCUUAUGGUUCUAAAUGUAUUUCUUUACAUAUUCUCAAACAGUAUUGCUGUUUGCAUUUUUUUCAUAUUUGUUUUGUUUGCAUUUUAUGUCUUUUCCAGUGCGACAUGUAAUUUAUGUGCUGCCAUCUUUUGGAACUUGCUAUUUUCUUCCAUAAUUAAAAAAAAAAUCAGCAGCAUCUUGUACCUUUGAGAAACUAAGUCGUAUCUGCUUCUUGACAGCUACUUUGAAUUAUUUGUAUUAAUUAUUAUGUAUUAUAUUUGUAAAUAUCUACAAAUAUAAACAGAAAUGUACAUAAUUUUAUAUAUUUGAUAAAACCAAGUAGCGUUCAUUGUAAAUUGACAUGAACAGAUAUUAGGCAUUUUAAAAGUUGCAUGUUUGCAUAAAACUCAUGUUCCCCCUAAUAUUAAUAUUCCUUUUUCCACUUGUUAUGCCUUGUUUAAAAAGAUGUGCUCAUACUUUGUAUUUAUAGUAAUAUUGCUUUGUACAAAUCUACAAGGGUGGUUCUUAUUGUGACUUGUAAUUGUAUAUUUUACUUCUAAUUCUGUAUUCAACUAUUAUUUGAUGACCAAUUAUUAUGCAAACAAAACUACUGCUAUAUACUCCCUUUAUCAUGCCAUGAUAAUUAUUAUUUCUUUGUUCUUUGAGAAUGUAUUAUUAAUGUGAAUGGUUCAUAAUUCAGAUUGUUCUUUUGUGACCAUCGUGAUGAAAUGCAUGUUGCAAAAGUGAACAAAGGUAUGGAUUGUGAGAGUGACUCGGAAAUAAAGUCAUGACACAGAUUUAUAGAAAAAA
Molecule: messenger RNA, 9366 nt
Organism: Lytechinus variegatus (green sea urchin)
Lineage: Eukaryota; Metazoa; Echinodermata; Echinoidea; Temnopleuroida; Toxopneustidae
Product: serine/arginine repetitive matrix protein 1-like
Exons: 15
Coding region: 105-5162 (1685 amino acids)
Biological process (GO): multicellular organism development; positive regulation of kinase activity; cell surface receptor protein tyrosine kinase signaling pathway
Cellular component (GO): signaling receptor complex
Molecular function (GO): transmembrane receptor protein tyrosine kinase activity; protein binding; ATP binding
Source: RefSeq, a predicted model, not a curated record